Messenger RNA from Lodderomyces orthopsilosis Co 90-125, 642 nucleotides. Its product is annotated as ureidoglycolate hydrolase. Gene Ontology annotation, biological process: allantoin catabolic process. Bases 1 to 642 code for a protein of 213 amino acids. NCBI's taxonomy places the organism in Eukaryota, Fungi, Ascomycota, Pichiomycetes, Serinales, Debaryomycetaceae. The transcript has a single exon. The record is from RefSeq and is a predicted model, not a curated record. Gene Ontology annotation, molecular function: ureidoglycolate hydrolase activity; ureidoglycolate lyase activity.
AUGGUUCUUAAAACUUUUAAGUUGGAUCGAAAACAGCAUAUUUCUGCUACUGCACUAACCCCAGAAGCAUUUGCACCAUAUGGAGGUGUCAUUAGUGCAGAUCAUCAACUACAAAAUGUCCAGAAAUCAGAAGCAAAUUACGGAACGGCUAUUAAGUUGCAUAAGGUGGCUCCGAUAGUUAACAAUUUUCAUAACUCAACUAGUGGCACCAAAGAAACGGCUAACUGGAAUAUUUUCAGGUGCACAGCACCAAAGCAUUUAAUAAAGCAUGGUGGUUCCAAAUCAGUGUAUUUAUCAAAGGUAUUGGAAAGACAUCCAUUUAGUACACAAACAUUUGUACCUAUGGGUCAAGAUAAAAGCAAAUUGUCUUAUUUGGUUAUUGUUGCUAAAACUAAUGAAUCAACAUCUCAGAAGUUGCCGGACCCUUCUCAAAUAAAGGCUUUCAUAUGUAAAGGAAAUCAAUCUAUCACAUAUGGAGCAGGAAUAUGGCAUGCGCCAAUGGUUGUGAUUGAUGAAACAAUUACACAUUUGGAUUUUGCUGUCUUGAUUCAUGAAAACGGUGUUGCUGAGGAAGAUUGUCAAGAGUGUUACUUUGAUCCAGGCUACAACAUUGAGUAUACAUUAGAAUCAUCAAAAUUAUAA